This is a messenger RNA of Hyaloscypha bicolor E, 951 nucleotides long. RefSeq names its product Dyp-type peroxidase. Gene Ontology annotation, molecular function: heme binding; peroxidase activity. Gene Ontology annotation, cellular component: cytosol. NCBI's taxonomy places the organism in Eukaryota, Fungi, Ascomycota, Leotiomycetes, Helotiales, Hyaloscyphaceae. The transcript is spliced from 2 exons. The record is from RefSeq and is a predicted model, not a curated record. The coding region runs from base 1 to 951 and encodes 316 amino acids.
AUGAGCGGCCGCGUCCCAAUCGAGUCUCAACGCGUCGAUGCGCCGCUCACAUCAUCAGCAACCUUCCUCGUCCUUUCAGUCACGGAAAGUCCGGACGCUGUCAAAACAGUACGAUCUGCUCUAGCUAAUAUCGAUGGUCUCGCCAAAAACGUCGCUAUUCGGGAUCUGGGUGCCUCAUUUGCUUGCACUGUUGGCAUUGGAAGUGAUGUGUGGGAUAGGGUCACUGGUCUACCCAAGCCUUCGGAGCUUCAUCCCUUCCCCCCUAUUGAGGGGGCGAAGCAUACUGCCGUCUCAACACCUGGUGAUCUACUCUUUCACAUUCGCUCUGAGCGUCGAGACCUGAACUUCGAAUUCGAGAAGCAACUGCUGGAUCUCCUCGGCGACUCUGUCAAGGUUGUCGAUGAGACCGUUGGUUUCCGGUAUUUCGAUGUUCGAGACCUCCUCGGAUUUGUGGAUGGCACGGCAAACCCGGUUGGGCCAGCAGUGCCGGCCUCGAUUUUGGUUGCUGAGGAAGAUACAGCUGCAGCUGGCGGCAGCUACAUCGUAGUUCAAAAGUACGUCCACGAUAUGAAGGGAUGGAAGACCCUCAAAGCCGAGCAGCAAGAAGCCAUCAUCGGCCGGACGAAACUGGAUAACGUUGAGCUUGACGAUGCACCUACUGGCCAACAAGCUUCACAUAAAACGCUUAACACGAUCGAAGACGAAAAUGGUGUCGAGCAUGAUAUCCUCCGAGAUAAUAUGCCGUUCGGUUCUCCUGGUUCAGGAGAGUUUGGAACGUAUUUUAUUGGGUACUCUCGCCGCUUGUGGGUUAUUGAAAAAAUGCUUCAUAGGAUGUAUAUUGGGGAGCCUCCGGGACUUCAUGAUCGUAUCCUUGACUAUUCGAAGCCGUUGACUGGCACAACGUUUUUCGCACCGUCUGCAAGUAUACUUGCCAGUCUAGACUCGAACUGA